AUGGGCUCUGCGACCGCGUCCGGCGACAAGUGUCACGUCCUCGCGAAGAGCCCCAUCAUGGGGCUGUGAUUGCGGAGUGGGAGAUCUUACGAAGCCUUCCUCGGCGUUCCUUACGCCAAACCGCCAGUCGAGGACCUGAGAUUCUGCAGUCCAGUGCCUUGCGGAGCCUGGUCCGGAACCUACGACGCCACGUAUGCGCGGAAUGAGUGCCUCCAGAAAGUUUACCUCGUGCCCGAGCCAUUCAUCAAGGGUAGCGAGGAUUGUCUGUACCUGAACAUCUAUCGUCCAAGGAGAAGAAAUCCCAACGAAAAACUGCCUGUUGUGGUUUACUUCAGCUUCGGAGCUUUCGCAACGAGUUUUACGAGUCCUGAAAAUCUUUCUCCUGAUUAUUUCAUGGACACCGAGAAAGUGAUUGUAGUUAUUGUUCAAAGUCGUUUAGGUGCUUUUGGAUAUUUGAGUUCAGGCGAUGAGCAUUGUCCUGGUAACUUUGGCCUCAAGGAUCAGGCUUUGGCUCUUCAGUGGGUGCACGAGAACAUCGAGUCAUUCCAAGGAGACUGCAAUUCUGUGACUCUUGUGUGUCCAGCUGAUGCAGGUGCUUCGUGUCAAUAUCACUGGCUUCAUCACGACACAUCGAAGCUUUUCCAUAAAGUCGUGCUGAAGAGUGGAAAUGCCUUUGCAAUCUGGGGACUUCUUGAGCAACCAAAGCAGCAGUUCCUUGACCACGCAAAGCUGAUCGGAAUUGCUGAUCCCACAAAACUGACUUCAUUUGAGAUAACGGAAAAAUUGAGGAAAGCCGACGCUAAGACGCUCCUGAGUGCUAUCGAUAAAAUUGGCUUUUGGAUAGAAGAUAAUUAUGUUUACUAUCGUCCAGUGGUUGAAGUUGACUGCAAGGAUGCUUAUGUUAGGAAGAAUCCUAGAGAAGCCUGGAGAUUUGGACAUUUUGAUCCUAAGCCACUUUACGUCACUUUUACUCCUAACGACGGAAAUGUUAGAUCAUCACUGCUCUUGGCUCCUGAAAGGAGGAAGAUUUUCAAUCAGGAUGUUGAUUAUCACCUCUCCGAAAUAUUUACAGUCAAUCCUGUUCAUCUUCAGACAUUGAAAGACUUUUACUUCUUUGAUAAAUCGUGCAAACUAACAGAUAAGACGGUCUUUACAUAUCUUGAGCUCCUCACUAUGAGGCUAUUCCAUCAGCCAAUUUACAAUUUCCUCAAAUACUACGUCCGGCACGUGAACACCCAGAAGUAUCCUUUGUUCGUUGAAAAAUUCAACUUCGAUGGAGUUAAUCACUUCUCAACAGUUUUCUCUAAUUAUUAUGUGGAUCUCAACGUUGGAUUCUGCGAUGAUCUUAUUUAUCUCUUCCGCUUCCCUUCGCUCUUCCCGGACUUCGACAAGAAUUCCAUUGACUACCAGAUGAAGAACAUUUACGUCGACACUCACGUUAAUUUCGCGUGCACCGGCGUGGCAAACACGUGGAUGACUGUUGCUCCAUGCGACGACGAAUACUUCAGAAAGUACGGCUUCUGCGAAUAUCAAUUCUUCGCCAAUCAAACUGCGUUCGUCGAUGGAGUCCUGAACAAUCAGGUCACCGUGGAUAUAACGAACUACUUCCCCCUAGAGGAGGUUCACAUGUGGAACAGAAUCACGGAGAGUUGA
Messenger RNA from Phlebotomus argentipes, 1653 nucleotides. Its product is annotated as juvenile hormone esterase-like. The record is from RefSeq and is a predicted model, not a curated record. NCBI's taxonomy places the organism in Eukaryota, Metazoa, Arthropoda, Insecta, Diptera, Psychodidae. The transcript has 4 exons.